CGUGGUCGUGGACAAGCGUGUCAACGACAGAACCUUCAUCUAUCUCUAGGAGCAAGCUACCGCCCACUGUAUCACUCCUUGAAACUUGGCGUCAGCUGGCAUUUCACGGACACCAUGUCCAGCGGCAAUGUGGAACUCCUGGGCGACAAUGUGGAAAUCCUGGAUUAAGAACCCGAGGGCGAGGCUCCCACCGCAGGGCAGCUUCCAGCGGCGGGUGCAGAAGACGAGAGCCCCCCCAUGCCCAUGGCGUUCACCGUCGAUGAUUUGCUGGACAACAUCGCCACAGCAGAUCCGGCGGAACUGGAGCGAGCCUACAACACCGGACGUGUCUCUCUCAAGGAUAUGGUAGAAGCGGCCCAUCUGUCGUUGAACGAGACGUGGUGCGACGGUCUUGCCGGAAAGAUAGCAGAGUCGGAGGCGCAAGCGGAGCGCUUGGCGGAACGGGAAGCGUCUCUGGCGAGGAAGCAGGAGGAGAAGCGUAAGGCUGUUCGGGCUGCUGCGGCGAGGAAGCAGGAGGAGGAACGUGAGGCUGCUCUGGCUGCUGCGGCGAGGAAGCAGGAGGGGGAGCGUGCGGCUGUUCUGGCGGAGCGUGAGGCGUAUCUCCAAGCGGCUAGGGCGAAGCAGGGGGCGCUCCGAUCGCGGCUGAAGGAGCUGGAGCCCCGCCACCAGGACCCGCGAGCAGCCCCCCACCCCCGUCGCCGUGUUAUCGUCCCCCCCCCACGCAAUCCCAGGUGCUCCUUGGUUCCCAUUGUACCGCCUCGCCGCAAGAGAAGGAGCGGGAGGUGGCGGCUUCUCCGACGAACGAGAAGGAGCGGAAGAGGACAGCGACUCCGGAGUUUUCGGUGACUUUGGGCCUUCCGGCCGGUGCUGAAGACGGAGCAUCGUUUGCGGCGGCAACCACGGUGUACG
Molecule: messenger RNA, 909 nt
Organism: Ectocarpus sp. CCAP 1310/34
Lineage: Eukaryota; Phaeophyceae; Ectocarpales; Ectocarpaceae
Source: the annotation of a GenBank genome assembly